Messenger RNA from Pistacia vera, 4833 nucleotides. RefSeq names its product disease resistance protein At4g27190-like. The transcript has 4 exons. The record is from RefSeq and is a predicted model, not a curated record. Gene Ontology annotation, molecular function: ATP hydrolysis activity; protein binding; ADP binding. The coding region runs from base 1 to 4833 and encodes 1610 amino acids. NCBI's taxonomy places the organism in Eukaryota, Viridiplantae, Streptophyta, Magnoliopsida, Sapindales, Anacardiaceae.
AUGUUGAUAGAGAUUGCAAUAGCUAUUGUAUCAAAGGUUGGAGAAUACUUGGUGGAGCCGACCAUAAACCAAGCUCGUUACUUAUUUCGUUUCAACAAAAUUGUUGAAGAUCUUAUGGAAGCAGAACGAAAAUUGGAGUUGAAACAAGGUGAUGUGGAGAAAGAAAUCGAAGCUGCAGAAAGAAAUGCUGAAAGAAUUAAGGCAACUGUACAAGAUUGGUUGUCUGAUUCGAGAAAAAUCAUGCAAGAAGUUGAGACGUUGAAAGAAAAAAUAGAAGUUAAUAAGACUCGUCUUAAUGGGUGGUGUCCUAAUUGGGGCUCUCGACAUCAGCUAGGGAGGAAAGCAACAAAGAAAAGCAUUCAGUUGAAGAAAAUUAUAGAUAAAGGCCAACUUGGAAGAGUGGGGUGUCGUGCUCUUCUAUUAGGUGAACCUUUAGCACCUAAAGAUUUUGAAUUUUACCGGUCUACAAAGGCUGCUUUUGAUGGGAUUAUGGAGGCACUUAAAAAUGAUGGCACCAAUAUGGUUAUAUUGUGUGGGAUGGGCGGUGUGGGUAAAACAACUUUAGCAAGAGAAGUGCGUAAAACGGCCAAAGAAAAGGGCAUCUUUAAGGAGGUUGAGAUGGUUACUGUAUCCCAAACUCCAAACUUCAGAAAUAUUCAAGGUCAGUUGGCUGACUUCCUAGAUUUGAAAUUUGAGGCGGAAACUGAAGAGGGAAGAGCUCGGACAUUGUCUACAAGAUUGUCAAAUCCUAGUAAUAACCUUAUAAUCCUCGAUGAUGUUUGGGAAGAUUUCGAUUUCGAGUUAAAAAUAGGUGUUCCAUUGAGCAAAGGUUGCAAAAUGCUUUUGACAACCCGCAACAAAAACGUAUACACUCCUAGGGAGAAUCAAUCAUUAAUUCCUCUAAAUGUUUUAGGGGAACACGAAGGAGUGGCUUUACUAAAAAAGGAAGCAGGCAUAGAUGAUGAUUGUGUCAACUUGAAUACUUUGGCUACUCGAAUUGCUAGAGAAUGUGGUGGUUUGCCUUUAGCACUUGUAACCACCGGAAGGUAUUUGAGAGGAAAGAAAGAUAUCGAAAUAUGGGAAUCUAGNACACACAUUCGGUUGAAGGAAAUUAUAAAUAGAGGCCGAUUUGAAGGCGUGGGGGGUCGUGCUCUUCUAUCAGGUGAACCUUCAGCACCUAAAGAUUUUGAAUGUUGCCGGUCUACGAAGGAUGCUUUUGAUAAGAUUAUGGAGGCACUUAAAAAUGAUGGCACCCAUAUGGUUAUAUUGUGUGGGAUGGGCGGUGUGGGUAAAACAACUUUAGCAAAAGAAGUGAGUAAAAAGGUCACAGAACAGAGCAUCUUUAAGGAGGUUGUGAUGGUCACUGUAUCCCAAACUCCAAAUUUCAGAAACAUUCAAGGUCAGCUGGCUGACCUCCUAAACUUGGAACUUAAGGAGGAAACUGAAGAGGGAAGAGCUAAGAGAUUGUUUUCAAGAUUGUCAAAGUCUAAUAAUAACCUUAUAAUCCUCGAUGAUGUUUGGGAAGAAUUCAACUUCGAGGAAAAAAUAGGUGUUCCAUUGAGCAAAGGUUGCAAAAUGCUUCUGACAACCCGCAACAAAAAAGUAUACAGUGAUAGGGAGUAUCAAUCAUUAAUUCCUCUAAAUGUUUUAGAGGAAGACGAAGGAGUGGCUUUACUCAAAAGGCAAGCACUUAUAGAUGAUGACUUUGACAGCUUGAAUACUUUGGCUAUUGAAAUUGCUAGAGAAUGUGAUGGUUUGCCUUUAGCACUUGUAACCAUCGGAAGUCACUUGAGAGGAAACAAGGAUACUGAAACAUGGGAAUUUGUGUGUGAAAAACUGAAAAAGUCAAAACUGGAGGAUAUAAGUCAUGUUAAUAGUGAACAAAGAGGUGUCUAUGCCAGUCUUAAGUUGAGUAAUGAUUAUUUGAAGACAAAUGAAAUUAAAUUUUGUUUUUUGAUAUGUUCACUAUUUCCUGAGGAUUUUGAUAUUCCUUUGGAGGAUUUGGUUAGAAUAGGAGUGGGGGUAGAUUUAUAUAAAGGUGUUUCAUCCAUUGAAGAAGCAAGAAGGGCCCUACGUUCUAUGGUUGAAACCCUGAAGGCUUUGGGUUUGCUAUUAGAUGCUUACGGAGAAGAAUUUGUGAGAAUGCAUGAUAUAGUUCGUGAUGUUUGUCUAUGGAUAACAUCAAAGGGGGAGAAUAUAUUCAUGAGCAAGGUUGGCAUGGAUUUGACGCAGUUGAGAAGGGAGAAAGGCUGGAAACAAUAUACGGCAAUCUCCUUGUUGAAAAACCAACUAAAAGAGUUCUCUGUUAGACUGGUAUGUCCUAAGCUUAAACUAUUGCUAUUGGGUGGUGAAAAUCAAUGGUCACAGUUGAAAGUUUCAUAUGAAUGUUUCCAAGAGAUGAAAGCACUUGAAGUUGUAAGUUUAAGAUAUGUAGACCUUUCACUGAAAUCACUUCAAUUCUUGACAAAUCUCAAGACUCUAGAGUUGUUUGGUUGUAAUUUGAGAGACAUUUGUUUCCUUGCCAAGCUGAACAAACUUGAGAUUCUUAGCUUUAGACAUUCUCAUUUUGACGAAUUACCACUAGAAUUGAGUGAACUUAAGGAACUAAGAAUGUUGGAUUUACGUGGGUGUUCUGAGCUAAGAAGAAUUCCUUCCAAUUUGAUACGCAGCUUUUCUCAAUUAGAAGAAUUAUACAUUGAGGAGGACAUCUUUGAAGAAAGGGAGGUUGAAGAGAAGAGUAUAGAAACAGGCAAUACUAGGCUUUCAGAGCUAAAUUAUCUACCUUGCUUGGUUGUUCUGUAUUUGAAAAUAAAUUCAAAAUGCCUUCCAAAAGACUUUGCUUUCUCCAAACUUUCAAGGUAUCAAAUUUGUGUGAACGGAAGUAUUUAUGAAUAUGGAUAUUCAGAAUCAUCAAAAGCUUUAGUAAUUGCUGAUAUUGAUGCAACCUUAUUGACUGCAUUAUUUAAAGCACUAUAUCAUAGUGUAGAAUAUCUUAGUUUGGAACGAGUAACAGGUUGUCAAAAUAUCCUCCCAAGCAUAUUGAAGAAGUUGAAUACUCUUAACGUUAGAAGUUGUGAAGACUUGAAAUGCAUGAUAGAUGCAUCGCAAGUGGGGGAAGAAAAUGCUGAGUUGCAUCCAAGUUUAGCAGAGUUAGCGCUGUCAUCCUUACCAGAAUUGCAGUGUAUAUGGAAGGGGCCCAUGUCCACUCAUGCUGUAAACUUCCGAAGUCUUACGGAUGUUUAUGUGAAAAAGUGCAAAAGCUUGGCUUAUCUUUUCACUUUAUCAAUUGCCAGGAGUUUGGGGCAGUUGAAAUCACUCCGUGUAUUUGAUUUUGAGAGUUUGGAGUUCCUAAUCAAGAUAGAAGAGGGUGAUAAUGGCAAGGGAGAGAAAAUGUUGUCGAAAUUAGAAUAUCUCCAAAUUGGAAUUUGCUCGAGAUUGGAAUAUGUUUUUCCAGUGUUUGUUGCAGCAGGUCUUAUACAACUUGAAAAUCUUGAAAUAGGAGAUGCAGCAGAGUUGAAGCAAGUAUUUCAUGGAAAAGAAGAAAAUGAAAUUGCAGAGGAAGGAAAGGACAUCAAGUUGCCUAAUUUAAAAAAGCUAAAGCUUUACAAACUUGAAAAGCUUACCAGAUUCUUUCCAGAAAAUAAUCAUUCAACUCUGCCAGCUUUGGAGAAAUUGUGUGAUCUAAGGGUGGACAAUUGUAAUCAUCAGUUUGUUGACAAAGAGCUCUCUAGAUUAAGACGUGGCUUCUUCAAAAAUUUGGAAGUAUUACACAUUAAAAAUUGUGGAGCAAAAUUUGUAUUUCAGUUGGAAGAUCUAAUCAUUGAAAGACAACAUCAUGAAUUAUCACUUCCAAAAUUAGAGAGUUUGGAGUUGGAAUGUCUAGAAGAACUAGAAGAUUUAUGUAAAGGUCCUGCUCAUGUUCUAAGGUUGGAGAAUCUAACCACUUUAACAAUAAGUGGAUGCAAAAAGCUGAAACGUAUCUUUUCAUUUACUCUUGCUGAGAGAUUGGGUCAAUUGGAAUCACUUUUUGUACAAGAUUGUGAGAAUUUGGAACAAUUAUUUUAUCUGGACGAAAAUGAAGGUUUAGGAGAUGAGAAAAACAUCAAGCUCCCAAAAUUGAAGAAGAUAAACCUUAACGCAAUUGCGAACCUUAAAAGCUUCUGUCCAGAAAAAUAUCAUUUAACUUGUCCAGCUUUGGAAGAGUUCAAAAUAAAUGACCUUGUCGGACUUCCUUCCAUAACGGAAAGGCGGAUUGUGGUGAUGGAUUAUUGUAGUAUUCAGUUGUGUGAUGAAAUCCUCUUUGAGUUAAGAUGUGGCUUCUUAAAAAAUUUUGAAGAAUUAAGCAUGAAAAAUUGUGGAGUAAAAGAGGUAUUCCAAUUGGAAGGACAACAACAUGAAUUAUCACUUCCAAAAUUAAAGAGUUUGGAGUUGUAUUUUUUGGAAGAACUAGAAGGUUUAUGUAAAGGUCCUGCUUAUUUUCUAAGGUUGGAGAAUCUAACCACUUUAUCCAUAAGUGGAUGCAAGAUGCUGAAACAUAUCUUCUCAUUUACUCUUACUCAGAGCUUGGGUCAAUUGGAAUUAGUUCAAGUAAGAGAUUGUGAGAAUUUGGAACAAGUAUUUUAUUUGGAUCAUGAAGGAGAACAAUAUGUAGGUGGAGGAGGUCAAAAGGACAUCGUGCUUCCAAAAUUGAAGAAAUUACAUCGAGAAGGACUUGCAAAGCUAGUAAGCUUUUUUCCAGAAAAAUAUGCUGCAUGUUGUCCAGCUUUGGAAAAGUUCACAGUAAAAGACUGUUCCAAAUUAACUAAAACUUUCAUUGUUGAAGAGGUAUGUUAA